UGGAGAUCGAGAAGACGAUGUUGUAUAUAUGACCGCUAUAUAUAAAUAUCGUCCUAUGCAAAGGUCUAUUAUAUUCAUACAAAUCAAUCAAACCAAAAAUCAUCAAAUCAAAUGGCCAUCAUACCACUACUUGCCAUUUUGCUCCUAACUCUCCUCUCCUUCGCACUCCCAUGGCGGCGUAUUAGGAACACAAACUUCUCCUUAAUCGACUGGCCGGUGCUGGGUGUGCUUCCGGGCCUCCUUUGGAACGCGUGGACCGAUAAUAUCCAUGGCGCAGCCGACAGAACCCUCAAGGAAACCGGCGGCACGUUCGUUGUUCAAAGGCCCGUGGUUCGCCAACAUGGACUUCAUCGCCUCCAGCGAUCCGCUCAACGCCCACCACAUCUUCAGCAAGAGCUACGCCAAGUACAGGAAAGGCGAAGACUUCAAGGCCAUAUUCGAGUUCCUCGGAGAAGGCAUCUUCAACGUGGACGGCGAGUCGUGGAAGUUCCAGCGGCAGAUGCUCCAUUCCAUCCUCAACAACGAGGAAUUGCAGAACCACAUGACCACAACCCUCAAGCUGAAGAUGGAGGGCACCUUGUUCCCAGUUCUCGAUGCGAGAGCCGGGGCCGAGGUGGACAUGCAGGAGGUGGCAAAGAUGUUCAUGUUCGAUAACAUCUGCCUGUGGGUUUUGGGGUUUGAUCCAGGUUACCUUUCUGUGGACGGACGUUCAGAAACAUUCCCGUACGACAAAGCAUUCGAAGAAAUCUUUGAGGCAGUCAUAUACCGACAUAUAGUGCCCAGAGGUGUAUGGGAGUUCCAGAAAAGGUUCGGGAUUGGUUCGGAGAAGAAGAUUAGUCAUAGUACGAAGGUGUUGGAUGAAUUCAUAUACAAUGCUAUCAGGAUCAAGAAACAAGAGAUGCAAAAAGAGGAGCAGGGACAACAACUCGACAUGCUAACACAAUUGAUGAUAGCUGGUCAGAAAGGAGAAAGUUCAGACAAGUCCUUACGAGAUAUGGUGUUUACAUUAAUAGCAGCUGGAAAAGACACCCUAUCUUCCACUCUCAGUUGGCUGCUCUGGUUGGUUGCGACCCACCCUGACGUUGAGAAAAAGAUUCUCGAGGAGAUCGAACGAGUAACAGCCAUGGCUGGGCGGCAGGAAAGUGAUAAAGGGACAUACAGGUUUUUGAUAAGCAAAGAUGAGUUAAAUGGGCUAGUGUACCUUCAUGCGACAAUCUGCGAGACGUUGCGGUUGUAUCCACCAGUUCCAUUCGAGCAUAGAUGCGCCGAUGAAGCUGAUGUGCUCCCUACUGGUCAUAGAGUUAAGAAGGGCAUGAGGAUGUUGUUCUCCAUAUACUCCAUGGGGAGGAUGGAAGAGAUAUGGGGAAAAGAUUGCAUGGAGUUCAAACCUGAGAGAUGGAUUUCAGAAGAAGGGAACAUAAUCCAUGUUCCGUCGCAGAAGUUUAUGGCUUUUUUGACAGGACCAAAGACUUGUUUGGGGAAGGCGAUGUCUUUCAUGCAACUCAAGUUCAUUGUUAGUGCCAUUUUGUGGAACUACAAGCUUGAUAUGGUAGAGGGCCACAUCGUGAAACCAACACCUUCUAUUGUAUUGUCGAUGAAAGAUGGCUUGAAGAUGAGAGUCUACAAGAGAGAUGUUUAGUUUCUUCCUACAAUAUUGUGGUCUUUGAACUAGCUACCACUACUUCUCUAUCACCAUUUAUUUCAAUCAGUUGAGCAGUUGUUAAAUAAUUCAUAAUAAAUUUUGCUUUUUUGGUUUUCUUAUCAAGAGCCACCUAAAUUUUGUU
Messenger RNA from Linum tenue, 1784 nucleotides. The record is from the annotation of a GenBank genome assembly. NCBI's taxonomy places the organism in Eukaryota, Viridiplantae, Streptophyta, Magnoliopsida, Malpighiales, Linaceae.